GAACUAGUGCAGCUAAAAAGAACAAACUUUUUAUUCCUACUCGAUGUCGGUUGAUAUUCUAACGUUAAUGUUGAUAUUUUAUUCGCGUGCUUAAUAUUAUUAUUAUUAGCCGUAUUUCAUAUCAGCAUUUCGCGUAACUGUCGAUCACAAUAACAUCUGUGAUCUGCAAAUAGCUUUGCGUGAUAAUUAUAGAAGAUGCCUGGAACUCCGAUGGAGCGAGACGGCAACAUGUUGGGGAAGCUACAGAGCGAACGAUCGCAAGAUCUACCGAAGUGCGAGUCAGUUGUGCGAGAGAUUACGCAAACCGAUCGGUUGAAUAAGAAAUUGCUUGUGUCGGUCUUAGAGCGGAUGAAAAAGUCGGAUGGGCAGUUCGACAAAUUUAUGGAAGACGGGAAGGGAAAUUGCGAGUCGCAUGAUGAUAGCGAUUUUUAAUCGGCCUACGUCUCUGCGCAUCUAAAUAUCUGCCUAAAUGGUGGUCAAAUUGAAUUAAUACUUCAGUUACUUUAUACCAUCAUGAUGGAUAUUCCGGAAUACGAGGGUGACGAUGACAUUAUAGAGCAUUACGAAAAUCGAGAUUCCAAUGACGAGCGUGGUAGUUAUGAAGAAGCGGAGAAUGCAACAUCCGAUAAUGAGACUGAUACUACGCGGAGAAUCGAUCCGUCAAAAUCCAAGUCGCAUGUAGUGAGAAAUCCAGUGCCCAAACUCAAUACAGAACGACUGAAAGGGCCCAAUGGUAUCCAAACUAUUGAACAAUAUUUUGAAGGCUUCAAGUUCUAUGGCAAGGGAUACGAAAAAACGGACCUUGACAGAAUCAUGAAGAGACUAGAACAUUGGUCUUAUCGAUUAUUUCCCAAGUAUCAUUUCGAUGAUUUUCUUACGAGAGUUGAGCAACUGGGGACAAAAAAAGAUCUGCAGGUGUUUAUCAAGAAGUAUCGACAGGACAUGAUUACUUCGGAUAAUAAUUUGAUUAUUCAUGAUGACAUGGAUAAAUAUAAUGAUGAGAAUCAACAGGAAAGUGCACUUUUAGAUGACUUCGAUUUGCUAAUAACAGAACAAAUUCAAAAACAAAAGCAAGCUGAAACACAAAUUUCCGCUAUUACACCGAGUACUUCAAACGAGGAUGCGUUUAACAAGCUUUUAACGCAAUCCACUGGUACACAAAAUUCACAAGUACCACAUACAAGUAUUACUAUUGCAAACGAAUUGAGUGACGAAGUAAAACAAAGAAUCGAAAGAAACAAGCAAUUAGCUAUUCAAAGAAGACUCCAAAGACAGAAAGAGCACGAGGAAGAAAAUAAGAGAACAAAGUUGAUUGAUGACAUGUAUACAGAAACUUGAAACGAAAAUAUUUUGCAGUCCAUAGAACAAAUACAUUCCAUUUAGAUAAUAUGCGAUCACAAAUAAAUACAAAUACAAAUGGAGCAAUUGUUUACGAGUUAGACAUACUACUGAAUGAGAGUCGAAAAUAACAGGUUAUGCUUGAGCAAAAUAAAUCUUGCAACAAUGUAUUAAUUUGUUGCUGUUCA
Molecule: messenger RNA, 1526 nt
Organism: Solenopsis invicta (red fire ant)
Lineage: Eukaryota; Metazoa; Arthropoda; Insecta; Hymenoptera; Formicidae
Product: protein TIPIN homolog
Exons: 2
Coding region: 514-1338 (274 amino acids)
Biological process (GO): DNA damage response; DNA replication checkpoint signaling; replication fork arrest
Cellular component (GO): replication fork protection complex; nucleus
Molecular function (GO): DNA binding
Source: RefSeq, a predicted model, not a curated record